AUGCUAUCUGCUUUUCCGGUUCUGACGGUGGAGGAGUUCGAUGCAGCUUGUCGAGCGCUGGUCGAAAUGGCCCCCAAGGAAGGGGGCUGGUCUAUGAGACUCGUCACAACGGUAUCCCUGCCCUCUCAUGCAUCUACUGAUGGGGUUUUCUUUGGACCUGGAAGGCUGAUAGGAGUGUUCCUUUUUUUUUUUUUUUUCGAAUUCAACUCUACUAGACAAAUGGUACCAGCCUCAAUAUCACACAAUGCAUCCCGGAGGUCCCGGGCGAACAACUGGCCGAUCCUUCCCAAGAGACUUUGGAACAUGAUCCGGUCUGCUAUCUUUGCUUCAAGGGAUAUGUCUACCUGUCCUGACUCUUCACCGCAGGAAGCUCUCAUCCGUGAUCCCAGCCCCAGUUUACACAUAGACUAUAACAUCCAGCUUUCGCCCACAUACCGGGUCCCCGUCUUAUAUUUUGCAUUGCGGUCAACCCACGCCCCACUAGGGUUAGAUGCGGUCUACCAAUAUGUGGUACCAGAGCAGUAUAAGAAAGAACUCAAGAGUGUGGGAGUAAUGGGUGGGAUCAGUUUCGGCUACCAUCCAGAUUCUGGUGCCCCGGCCUUUUUCGUCCAUCCAUGCAACACGGCGAAUGCCAUGGCGCAUACUGCGGACGCACAGAGUGUCACUCCCGCGAUAUACCUUCUCAUUUGGCUUGGUCUAGUGGGUCAUUGCGUGAACCUGCACGUCCCACGCGAGUUUUUUGCCCAAGACGGGACCAGCCCGGCCUGA
Penicillium alfredii is the source of this 768-nucleotide messenger RNA. RefSeq names its product ATG3/ATG10 family protein. NCBI's taxonomy places the organism in Eukaryota, Fungi, Ascomycota, Eurotiomycetes, Eurotiales, Aspergillaceae. The transcript is spliced from 2 exons. Gene Ontology annotation, cellular component: intracellular anatomical structure. The coding region runs from base 1 to 768 and encodes 255 amino acids. Gene Ontology annotation, biological process: protein modification by small protein conjugation; protein lipidation; macroautophagy. The record is from RefSeq and is a predicted model, not a curated record. Gene Ontology annotation, molecular function: Atg12 transferase activity.